This is a messenger RNA of Dendronephthya gigantea, 1350 nucleotides long. RefSeq names its product G-protein coupled receptor 157-like. The record is from RefSeq and is a predicted model, not a curated record. The transcript is spliced from 3 exons. Bases 46 to 1092 code for a protein of 348 amino acids. Gene Ontology annotation, cellular component: plasma membrane. Lineage: Eukaryota; Metazoa; Cnidaria; Anthozoa; Malacalcyonacea; Nephtheidae. Gene Ontology annotation, biological process: adenylate cyclase-activating G protein-coupled receptor signaling pathway; cell surface receptor signaling pathway. Gene Ontology annotation, molecular function: G protein-coupled receptor activity.
GUUUUUGGAUUCAUACUGUGAAAUAUUUAAAAAUACGGGCAUUUAAUGCAAAAUAAAGACCGAAAUAUGGAUUUAAGUACCAUAAACCUGAUUUUUCAAACCACAGAAAAGACAACAUCUUAUUGGGGUGAAUCGUUUGCGCAGUUACAGAACUAUAGAAUACUAAAAACUGUCAUCUCGAGUCUGUCAAUCUUUGGUUCAUUAGCUAUCAUCUUGACCUACUUCCUAUUCCAAGAUUUACAAACAACAUCAAGAAAAUUUCUUGUUUGUAUAUCAAUUGGUGAUUUCUUUACUGUCUUGCCUUACUUGAUUAAAACGUGGACGGUAAAUAGUCACAUGAACUGUGUUGCACAGAGUUUUGUUUCAACAACUGCAGUAAUGUGGUCGUUUUUUUGGACUUCAUCUCUUGCAAUAUACUUAUACCUUGUUAUUGUGAAGAAAAAUCAAGGACUGGCUGACAAAUUAAUGCCAUACUUUCAUGUCAUAAAUUGGGGCUUUCCUUUAACACUGGUUGCUGCUUCCUGGAACAAGUUAGGUCAGGGUUAUGCUCAUGAUUCUGGUGGAUGGUGCUGGAUUGACCUCAUAAAGAUGAAGAAAGAUGAAGCUAUUGUGUGGAUGUUAGCCUGCGGGAAAUUUUGGGAAAUUUUAUCAUAUUUUGUAGAUGUGAUACUCUGUUUUAUUGUGACAAGAAAAUUAAAUGCCGAAGUGAAAGAAAGACAGAAUAUCAACAUAUCGUCAGAAUCAACUCAAGCAACCAUACAGGGCAAAAGAAAACUCAUUUGGGCACCAUUACUAUUUGUUUUUCUUCGGAUUUGGGGAACUAUUCGGUUUUUGCUUUUUUGUUUUAAAUCACAUCAAGGACAGGGCGAUCUUAGUGAAACUCUGAUUGUUUGUCAUAUCAUUGGAGAUUCAUCUCAAGGAUUCGUCUAUUUCAUUUUGUUCUGUUUGCUGACACGAAAGUUCAGAGAAAAUAUCUGUGGAGCAUGGUGCAGGUUCCGCAAGGUGAAAAUUGAAGGUAGGCCAGACAGUUUGAAAAGUCACAAGCAUAGAUAUCUGCUGGAGAAUCAAAAAAAUAUUGUAUUUUACACAUAAACUACAAUAUCUCACUUGGUUGGUAGCCACAUUUGAAGUGAAAAUCUCCCCAAAUGCAAUCAUAAAUAGUUUCAGUAAUCGACAAGUAAUUAGUGAGAUUGCGGAAUUAGUUAUUAUUAUUAGAAAAUUAAUUAAUAAUCCUAAAUGAUAUAAAUUAAUCAGAUUUUUAAAUGCAGUAAAAAAUUUCCAAUGUAGACAUUAAACUCAAAAAACACAAAACGUUGUUAAUUACAACAUUUUAUUAAAUAUUUCACAUGG